CUGAUAGGUGGCACUGAUUGGCAUUGAUAGGUGGCACUGACUGGCACUGAUGGAUGACACUGAAAGGCAGCUCAGAUGGGCACUGAUAUGUGGCAUUGAUGUGCACUGGUAUGCACUGAUAUGUGGCAUUGAUGUGGCACUGAUAGGCACUGGCACGUGGCACUCAUAGACACUGACAGCUGGCACUGAUGGACUUUGAAAGGUGGCACUGCUGGGGCUGCACUGCGGCUCUCCUGUCAAGCUGUUAGCGUGACAGCUCGAGAGGAGAGAAAUGCCGAUAACCGGCAUU
Staurois parvus is the source of this 289-nucleotide messenger RNA. The record is from the annotation of a GenBank genome assembly. Lineage: Eukaryota; Metazoa; Chordata; Amphibia; Anura; Ranidae.